UUCUGUCUCAGUGGGGACAAGUAUUUGACACCAGUCUGGUGUUAUAAAUAGUAUUUCUUCCCUCUGUGUACACCUUCAUUCCUCUUCAGCACCUUCAGCCUCUCUCUCUCUCUCUCUGUAUCUUUCAAUUGAGAGCUAUUGCUUUCUUGCUCCGACAGCAAGUGACUACCACCCAAUUUACUGAACUAAAGUCUCUUCAUUGCCUCUUUCUAUUUGUCGUCGUCUUCAUCAUAGAAUAUGGGCUUUUACGCUCUUCCUCCCUCCUUCCUGUUCAGCAUCCCCACAUCUUCUUCUCUUUUGGGUUGUUAGUACUUCUUUUCUAGUACGAGUUCCGAGCCCAGGGUUAAAAAAAUAAAGUGGAAAAAAAAAAGGGAAAAGACGCUAAUUUGAAGUGGUUUUUGGUUGUUUGGUUGGGUCAUGGCAUUGUGUUGUGAUCUUGAAGUGGAUGUCAAUGGAGAAGAGACUUUCAUGGUGGACAAGAAGCUUAUUUCUUCUUAUUCAGGGAGAUUAAGCAAAUUAUUUGGUGAAUCAACUGCUUCUGCAAGAAAUUUCAAAGUAAUAUUCAAUGACUUCCCUGGAGGGGCUGAAAGUUUUGAGCUUAUGUCCAGAUUCUGCUACAAUAAUGGAAGAAUUGAUAUAACUCCUUACAAUAUUUCACUCCAUUGUGCUGCACAAUUCAUGGAGAUGAACAAUUCUGUUUCUGGUACUCAAAACAUAUUACAAAAAACUGAGAAAUCACUUCAAGAAAUCAAUGAUUGGACAUGGUCUGAGCUAUUGAUCACUAUAAAGCAGUGCCAAGAUUUAUUUCCCUCAACAAAUUCAUUAGCUAUUGCUGAGAAAUGUAUGAAGUCCAUUGUUGGAAGGGUAGCUUUGUCUAGUGAAUCAAGUCCAUGUCCAUCUACUUCACCAGAUAACUCCAGCAUUAGGUUUUCAUGUGACACUAGAAGUACCCAGAGUUUGAAGAGUAGUGUUUCUCAACCAACAUGGUGGUUUGAGGAUCUUUUGUUUUUGAGUUCUGAUUUGAUUGAAAUUGUUAUAAAAUCCAUGGUUUCUCAGAAAUUUGAUCAUGCCAUAAUUAUUAGGUUUCUCCUUUAUUAUCAGAAAUCAAAGUUCUACGCAGCCACAUCUGAUGAAAAGCGAAAAGUUGUUAAAACCGUCAUCGACAUGCUUUAUAUUCUUGAUUGGAGUUAUGUUUUGUGCAAGAGUCUUUUUGGGAUUCUUCGAGUUGCUUUGAAUUUGAAUAUAAGCAAAUGUAGCAGGAAGAAGUUGGAGAGUAUGAUGGGUUCCAAAAUGGAUCAAGCAACUCUGGAUAAUUUGCUCAUUCCAUCUCAUGAUGUGAUGUCUUGCUCAUAUGAUAUCAAUCUUGUUCUAAGGCUCUUGAAAUCAUUUUUACACGAUGGAAACUCGCUAGUAACUUCCUUGCGCUUGAAGAAAGUAGCCAGGUUGAUGGAUUUAUAUAUAGCAGAAGUAGCUCCAGAUCCUUGUUUAAAACCUUCCAAGUUCUUAGCCUUAGCUGUCGCCUUACCGGACUCUGCUAGAGAUUCUUAUGAUGAAAUCUACCAUGCCACAGACAUUUAUCUACAGGUGCAUGAUGGGUUAUCUGAAGAAGAAAAGAUGAAGAUAUACUGUGUAUUGAACUGUGAGAAGCUCUCACCUGAAGCUAGCAUGCAUCUUUCUCAGAACAAGAAAUUUCCAUCAAAAAGUGCAGUUCAAGCUCUCAAAUCUCAGCAACUCAAGCUCAAAAGCUUAUUCCAAGGAACUAACAAUUCAAAACGCUUUGGUGGUUCCCCAAGUAGAUUGGGAGAAAUGGGAAGCAAGGGAAAGACAAACGAAGCCAGUGAACAAGUUGUGCUUCAUACUGGGAAACUUGAGCUUUCAACUGACAGUGACAAGCUAAAGGCUCAUUUGCAAGGAAUGCAAUGUAGGGUGAUCCGAUUGGAGGAAGCUUGCAGAAAAAUGCAAUCCCAGAUGGCAAAAAUUAUGAAGUCAAGAGUAUCUAGCUACAAUAAUCCCAGAUCCUUACCCAAGCUUUGUUCAUGAUAAGAUUUUUUUUGCUUUAUAUUAAUAUAAUGUUUAUUAUCUGAU
Messenger RNA from Manihot esculenta (cassava), 2085 nucleotides. RefSeq names its product BTB/POZ domain-containing protein At3g22104. The record is from RefSeq and is a predicted model, not a curated record. The transcript is spliced from 3 exons. Gene Ontology annotation, molecular function: protein binding. The coding region runs from base 418 to 2040 and encodes 540 amino acids. NCBI's taxonomy places the organism in Eukaryota, Viridiplantae, Streptophyta, Magnoliopsida, Malpighiales, Euphorbiaceae.